GGUAAAAGUCAGAAUUUUGCAUACCCAAAUUAUAGUGUAGUUCUUCCUAGAGUAAUAUCUUUUCGGUGAGGCAAUUUGAUUUUUACUUGGCUGUUCAAUAACAAUACCUUCACUACCACAACUUGUCAGUACCCACAUCAUCAACCUGUAAACUGGUUUUUCUUGAUCAAUUCUUUAUUUGUUCUUUGUUUGCAACCAUCAGACUUGAAGGGGCUUCCAGAUGGCUGGGUAGGCUUAUGGCAGCUGGCCCUGAUUUUACUAUGAUAAACUUUCCUAGUAUUUCAUUAUCGUACUUCAACGUUUUCUGAGAGGACCCCUCGUAAAGUGGUUUUCAAUUGCAUUUCUUUUUUCACAAAAACAAAUGCGCCACAUAUCAUUUAACUACUUAAGAUAAUUUCGGCAUUUUCCAUCUCGUACGUCUAGUUGGUGUAUUGCGCUAAGAUCUCAAUCUCAGGCGGUGACGAUGAGCUUAGGCAUUUAAAAACCUGCGAAAAAUCUAAUUCGCCCUUUAAUGUGUUCCAAAGUUCCGUUUCAUGAUCCGUCCAAUAGUAUUGAAGGGGAGGGGGGGGGGGACUCGGCAUUUUGAUCGUCAUCAUAUCGUCCCUGAACCAAUUUCUUGGAAUGGAUGAAUGGUAAUGCUUUUCCUUCGAGAUCGAUGAUGUUGUGGCUGUGUUAUCAACGAUACAGUCACAACGUCAUUGAAAUGGAAUUUUAUGUUCCCUUCUUCGAAUUCGCUCUUUAUUCCUUUAUUUUUUGUGCCGUUACAUUUUAAUGGCAUAGAUCAGGAUCAGCAGGGGGAAGAUGUCGUUUUACAACUAUAGCCAAUACCAAAUGAAAUGGAAUUCAUUUAUCCGUUAUGACAUCAUUUCGAUGAUCACCAAGCAGCACUUUUGAAACACGCAUUUAAGGAACUAUUAGAAUUGCAAUGGAGGAAUGUCUAGGGAGAUGCAUCUCCAUCUACCAUAUCAGCCGUAGUAAAGCUGUCAAAGUUGUUUGGUGAAUGGAAGCUGCUCGCCAUAAAUCCCGUAUCGUAAAUAGCCGCUUGCCUUCUCGUCGUUAAUCCCGCAGCAGUCUAACGCCGUGUGUAUAAAAUAUGCUUGUAGCGUAGCCAAAGACGACUGUUGGCAUCGGCAUGCCAAGUGCGGAUCGCAGUCGCAGAGCCCCUGCUGAUGGGACGGAAGCUUCCAGCUGUGCACGUGCACCAGAUCACGACUACAUUUCUUAUUCAUUUUCUUUUUAAGUAACUUCAAUUUUUAAGUGUUUGUUUACUUGUUCCAGACGUUCUUUCUUAUCCUACAAUAUGUACGAGCGGGAGUCGAAUAGCUAAAGAAUUGUUCAAAGGGAAGAUAGUGUAGUCCGUUCAAAAGGCGCUAAUGACGAGGGCAAUUAUUAAGGGGCUUUUAUCGAACUAACGCGAAGUUGAUCAUUUCUAUGCGUAAUCAGUGGAUCGUAUAAUGCCUCCUAACACCGAAAGUCGGUACAUUUUUUGUUGUUGUAAGGUAUUUUAGGUUAAUCUCUAAGUUGGCACGCGAAUCGUGCAUUCAUUUGAUGUAAAGAUCAAUAUGAGAAAUAGGUCGCCUCUUCCUUUUUUUUCUUUUCCAGACUGAUACGCUAUAUACUUUUUCAUACAACAAAGACCGAUUCCAUAUACUAAAUUGUGAGGCAUUUAUUUUUUUACCUGCAACCAAUUCGAAUUGGAUACAACGACGAAACUUGUUAUCUGCGUCAUCCAUUUUUUGUUGUUGCGUUUAUUCAAUUAUCAUCGUACAUUAUUUUUCAUGGAGCGUUUUAAUUCAAUCAGGCCAAUAUACAUGUGUUUUAAUGUACGAUGUAUAUAGGAACAGAGGCUAAUACACACACACACAGACAGAGAGAGAGAGAGAGAGGAAACCCUCAUGGAAACAUGGCGUAUAUUAUGUAGACCCUGCAGUCCUUGUCCGGGUCCCGGGGAUCAAUAAAUGAUGCUCUAGUUCCCAUUCUCCUUUCCUACUUCCCCCUCCCCUAAAACUAGAUACUUUCAGUACAUUCAGUGUCAAGCCAAGCGCGGAAAGUUGUACUACACCAACAGAGUGGGGGGGUAGGGUACAUGAUUCUCUCCUUUUAAAAAACAAAAAAAUGCGUCCAUCAAUUUUCGCUACGGAUUUCUUUUUAUCGGCCAACAAGUUUUAAUUCCCCUUUUGAAUAGAGUUUUUAGCUAGCCAAUGUCCUUGUCAAUAUUGACUGCGCAAUCAGUUGACAGUGCGUUCAUCGUUGUGUGCUCACCAUUUACGUAGAAACACUACAUCUCACAGCCGAGUCGAUUAACUUGAGGGAGUUGUGCGCAGAACCGGCCAACAUGGCCGCGGCUCCUGCCUUGCAUCAGAGGCAACGCGUCAAGUGUAUCGUUUGCCUUUGGCUCGUCUACUCUCUUCUCUUUCUUGUUUGUUUUAUUUUUAUAUUUUGCCUCUCUCAAACGCUUGCAGUCAGACAGUAGGAGAGGAUCGCCAGUACGACAGAGGCCACCGGUGAAUAACAUCGGGGACAUUUUUCCAAUGUCUUUUGUUUUGCUCCGAACUGAAAGUUUUGAAGAACAUUUCAUUAAAAAAAGGGAUUGACGGUGUGCGAUCGUGGUGGUGGUGGUGGUGGUGAAACAAUUAUUGCGCAGCUCAUCGGUGGAUAUAUAGUAAAUUAACAAGAAGACAAAAAAAAAAAAAUAGGAAAAGAAAAGAAAAAGGCCAAUCAUUUCUGUUCCCUCUUAUCGAUCCGCGCAACGGUUGCCCUCUGGAGUGUGUCGACUUCCAUUGGUGGGGCGUGUCAUAUUAUUUCUUUCUGUUGUUGUUGUUGUUGUUGCAUAUAGGGCAUCAGGCGUGGACAAGUGCUCGAGUACAACACACGUUUCAAGAACGAGGCGUACACAGAUUAUUUUUAAAAACAAAAAUACCAAAUCAAAUAAGGAAAUACAAAGUGGAAGACUUCUGUGUAACAAGUGAUGCCCUUCAAGUGAGACCGCACCCUCCCCAAUCAGGGUCCCUUCCCCGCAUCGCACUAGUCGCCUAAAAGAAAGGCAAAAUCUUUGUUUUUGUUUCAUUUUUUGAACACACUUCACCAAAUCUAAAGAAAACAAAAGAAAAUCAGAAUCAAAAGAAAUGAAGGCAGUGCAAUCAGCGAUGGCGAUUCGACGCCAGCGUCGAAGGCGUGACGAAGCGCUCAGGGCAAAGACGCGUCGCGCUAGUCACCAGUCGGACCAUUUGAUGUUGUCGGAUAGCGGCGACGCUGGCAGUUUGAUGAGCUUAGACGGUGCGCACAAGCGUUCGACGUCUCACCGCCAUCGCCAAAUGAUGGGCGGCAUAACCACCUUUCACGUAGGGGUCGUUUUCUUUAUCAUGGGCCUGAUGCUGCUCAUUAGCGGCCUCGUUCCAGGCUACGCCAACCGCCAACAUCAGUACUGGGAGGAGGGAGGCACAUCGGUGUGGAACAGCCAAACCAACAAUCGUAACGGGCCUUUGCUCUUGGUCACCGGCUCCUUCUUGAUCUUGGUAGGCGUGGCUUUGGUCAUCGCUAAUCGCAUCGCCACGCGUAGGGAGGACGAAUUGUUUUCGCGCUACAUCAGCCGCAAAUUGGCACCGGCCAGGAUGACUCAUCAGCCCGUGUCCUCCCUCCUUCAACCGCUGACCAAUCAACAGCAACAACAACAACCACACAAUAAUCAUAACGGCAAAAAGGAACGAGCUGAAGAUGAUCGGGAUCGGGUGUUGAGCGAGGAGGAUCACGCCCUUCAAUCACCCGGUCAGCUCGAAUCCAUAACUGAAGAAGCUGAAAUCGGAUCGGAAAAGGCAUCGAAAGAUCAGCUGUUUUGGACCAGCGAUUUGGCACCUGUUCACCAUCAUCAUCAUCACUACCACCAUCAUAACACGAGAUCGGUGCAUCAAGACAAAUGCGACCAGCAAUCGCAUGCGCACGACAAUCACCACGGUUCAUCAACCGGUUGACGGAUUCAAUCGAAACUCUUUCAAUACCUAAUCUAAACUAUUUCUUCAAAAAACUUAUAUCAUUCCGGAACGGACUAACUGUCUACUUGCUGCUUAAUUAUCCAUUUCGAAAAAGGGGAAAAAAACCAAAAAAAAAAAAAACAAAUGGGGAAAUCACGCCAUUUUUUUUCGUAUAAAAACAGCACAUUCUAAUCAAUCUAAAUAUUUGAACGGAUGACAUUGACGUGUUUUCUUUUUUUUUCUUUUAAGAAUUUCUCUGCUUACCUGUUUGCCUUUUUCAAAUGAUUUGGGUUGCUCGUGUAGGCGCGUUUCAUUUUGUUAGUGUUUGGUUCGUUAGAAACAAAUCCCGCAUCCAAUCAUUUUGUAUUUUACGUCUAGUUAAUGCGGUUUAGUUGAGUCUGUUUUGUUUUUUGUUUUUUUAAAUAUGGCUGCAUCAGAAUCAGAAAACGGACAGGUCAAACUGUUUGAGUUUCGCAGAGCAAUCCCAUCGCCUUCCGACACAUUCACCAGGCCACAAUUCCAAAUUGUUGUUGUUCUAAAAAUGCCAUUUUUUCUUUCAACGUCAGAGCUCAAAAACAAAACAAAAACUUGAUUUCAAUUUCUCCGGACUUGAGCACUCACACACACACACACAAAAACAAAGAAAACCCCAACAUUUUUGAAUUGCAAAUUUUUUCUAUUCUUCCCCCUCUUCUAUGCUGUAGAUGACUAUCUAGAUUCGUAUAACAUUCAAUACAAUUCAAACUCAUCCCACUGA
Molecule: messenger RNA, 4725 nt
Organism: Daphnia magna
Lineage: Eukaryota; Metazoa; Arthropoda; Branchiopoda; Diplostraca; Daphniidae
Exons: 2
Coding region: 3126-3968 (280 amino acids)
Source: RefSeq, a predicted model, not a curated record